Molecule: messenger RNA, 1815 nt
Organism: Aspergillus novofumigatus IBT 16806
Lineage: Eukaryota; Fungi; Ascomycota; Eurotiomycetes; Eurotiales; Aspergillaceae
Product: glycosyltransferase family 31 protein
Exons: 1
Coding region: 176-1621 (481 amino acids)
Molecular function (GO): acetylglucosaminyltransferase activity
Source: RefSeq, a predicted model, not a curated record
UAGACUAGUCGCCAUCAACGACACCAGGUCGUAUUUGCCAAGAUCAUCUCUGGCGUUGGCAUUGGCAAGGGAGAAGGGGAGAUGGUAGGCCAUUAUUUUGCGCUCCUUUUUUAGCGAGUCCUGACUUCACUGCAAGCAGGCGAUAUCUAACAUCAACAGUCAUGCUUGAAUCAUCAUGCAGCGCCUUCAUUCGUUUAGUCAAUUGCGACAUGCAUCCCCACUGAAACUUUUUGCCCUCGCUGCCGCCUUCAUCUUGGUGUCCGCCUCCCUCGUGUUCUACUCCAGACCUGUCAGUCCCUCUGAUAUUGGCCUCGUUCCCUCGCUACCCUCCAGCAACAACGAAAUAGAAAACAAAGGCACUUGCUAUGUCGACCUCGACCUCUUGAGAUCUCACGGGUACAAUUCUACUGCGAAAUACGCACGGCUCGAGAUAGCCGUGAGGCGGACAGCGAAUUUUACGGGAUUCUCUGACACCUUGCCUACUCGUUUCCCCGCUUAUCAGAAGAUUCGUUUGGACACAGCCGAGCAAGAAGCACCGUUGUCACCGGAGACAUGCUCUCCCGCAGUGACCAUUCAAGCUCCAUUACCGGUCGCACCACCCAACGCGUCCCACAUCCUGUUCGGCGUUGCGACAACACUGGGAAGGCUGGAUGAUUCCCUGCCUGCAUUUGCACACUGGGCGGCAGGAACGGACGCUCGCAUAUAUGCUUCGGUGGACUCCGACGAUGGCUCGGCAAUAAGAAGGGUGCAGCAACGAGCCAAGGAAUUGGAUGUCCGUUUGACUAUAAUUCUAUCGGAUGAGGAGCGACUGGAUCAGUACUUCUCUCUACUCCGGGUUCUGCUCAAGCACCGUGAUGCAUCGACGCAGUGGGCUGUCUUGAUCGACGACGACACCUUCUUCCCUUCUAUGCGGAAUCUGGUGGACAGACUCGCAACCUACGACGCGACGAAGCCACAGUAUGUCGGGGCUGUGACGGAGGAUCUCGCACAAGUGUUCAGUUGGAGUUAUAUGGCCUUUGGAGGUGGUGGGAUCUUCCUCUCAAUACCACUCCUUGAGCAACUCGACAAGGUGUACGAUGAUUGCAACAGCUUCAAAACCACCGGCGACCGAAGAGUCGCCAGGUGCAUCUACACGCACACACACACGAAACUCACCUGGGACCGCGACCUGUAUCAGCUGGACCUCCAAGGGGAUGCUUCUGGCUUCUACGAGUCCGGUCGCCCGCUGCCGCUGUCGGUCCAUCACUGGAAAUCAUGGUUCCAUGCAGAUAUGGUUGGGCUCGGCCAGGUUGCGGCCGUCUGCGGCGACGCUUGUCAACUGCACCGUUGGCGCUUGAAGGACAACUGGUUCCUCGUGAACGGGUUCUCCAUGAUUAAGUAUACUUCACCCAGGAAUGUUGAUCUGAUGGAGAAGACCUGGGAGGAUAGUAAAUACAGAGGCGGGGACGGCUUCGCAUUCAGUCUGGGUCCAUUUCGCCCAAGGGAUGAAGGCAAGGUGUCCUUUCGCUUGCAGAACGCAACUCAACACGCAGGGUCUGUUCGACAGGUCUAUAUUCAUGACUUGGGGCCUGAGAAGCCUCCCGAAGUAUUGGAAGUAGUCUGGACACCUGCAUCUGGGUGACGUUGCCUUCUGUCCAAGUUCUUCUACAAAAAUCGUUGAAUGUCUUAUCGGUACAGAAUACUCUCAGAGACUUCUAGCAUUAAGGUCGAAGCAUACUCGUUCUUUGUUCUGAUGCGACUUAGCAAUGGCGGAGUUGUUGUUACUUUGAUGUCUCUGGCUACGUAGCGAAUAAUAAACUGUCGAAUUGAGUUUGC